AAUAAGGAUUGAGAUGAAAGACGAGGAAAGUACAUUGAACACAUGAUGUCAGUUGGGUGGUUUAAAUGAUGAACUCCUGAGUGGGCCCCGAAGACUAUUUUGGAGUUUCAUAGCCUCUUAACUCGUCUUUCCACCUCCUCUUUGUGUCCUUUUGGAUGAUUCCAUUAGUUAUUCAUCAUCAUCAUCAGCCAUUUCUUUCUUGAGGAGGCCCUUUGGGACAGCUUGGUUAUGGAGAACAAUUUGACACCCAACGGAUGGCCACUUGGACUCGAGAGCAUGAACUUGAGACUUAGAGCAGGGGAGAGGUCACAGGCGGCGGCUGUUGCUGCUGCAGAACCACCACCACAAUCUUUACACAGGCAUUCAUUCAGUUUCUCUUCAUUCACAUCCUCAAAUCUAGACACUGAGUCCACAGCAUCUUUCUUCCAAGAUCAGAGUGUACCAUUAGGCCGGCUAAUUGGACUUAGACCAAGAAACAGAGGAAGCUUAUACUUCCCAAAUACUGUCUGCUUUGAUCAACAUCAGAUUGUACCUAAUAGAAGAUCAGGCUCAUCUGUGUUCCCAAACACAAUCGGUUUCAACCAACAACAGAUUGUAAAAACUCAUAGCAGAUCAGGUUCAGAUGAAAUGUCUCGAGGGCUCUGCGUUCCACGAUUACUCGACGUUAUAGAGAAGAUAAGCAGGAGUAAAAGCAGUUCAAAGACAGUGAGGGUUUUUCAGUAAUAGCAAUAAAAACUUGUUUGUGGGCAUGAAAGGGGACUAGAAAAGUCUAGACCAUUCUUCACAUGUACUGAUACUGUCAUUUGAUGUAUCAUUGAUAAACAAUGAUACAUUAUUGUUUCAAUUUGUCUUCCUUUUCAAUGGCUAUGGAGUAAACUGCAUUGUUUAAAGUUAAAGGGUAAAGAUGUUUGAUCAAGA
Ilex paraguariensis (yerba mate) is the source of this 918-nucleotide messenger RNA. The record is from the annotation of a GenBank genome assembly. NCBI's taxonomy places the organism in Eukaryota, Viridiplantae, Streptophyta, Magnoliopsida, Aquifoliales, Aquifoliaceae.